Molecule: messenger RNA, 1020 nt
Organism: Coprinopsis cinerea okayama7#130
Lineage: Eukaryota; Fungi; Basidiomycota; Agaricomycetes; Agaricales; Psathyrellaceae
Exons: 6
Coding region: 1-1020 (339 amino acids)
Source: RefSeq, a predicted model, not a curated record
AUGUCCCCUGUGUUGCAGUCGAUCGACGCCACCAACACAGGCGAAGAGCAGCGGAUUGUAACACUGGGCUGUUCUCGACCUCUGAGGAGGAUUGAAUCCCAGCCCCCCAACUCGUCUGGAUUCAAAAUGUUGUGUUGGCUUUCCUCUCUGAUUGCCACGGGGCUCACAUUAUUCCCGACACCGACGAGGGCGCUGGCUUACGACACGAUUUUGACACGAGAAGCUACGACCAAUGCGACGUGCUUGCCGGAAUUCAUUUGGGCGAACAACGCCAGGGGGAAAUCACCAUGUAGGAUGGCGGCGGAGGUGAUAGCGCCCUGUCAUGGUGGAAGAUGGUUUAUUCCAUCGCUGCCACCUGGGGGAGAACGGUUCUAUCGUUAUGACCAGCCCAAAGGUGAUGAGGCUAAUACUUGUUCAUGUUCCUGGGCGGCAUACAAUCUCAUCAGCGCUUGUACCGCUUGUCAAGGGUCCCCGCAAUCCGUCAGAUUGUGGUCGGAUUACAAGCUCUUUUGUCCAUCUCAGGCCCUGAAUAAUGACCGUAUUCUCUCGGCUUUAGGAAAGGCAGACGUCGCCCUUGCUCAAGAGAACAGAAAGGCCAAUCAGAGGCCUAUAGGAAUUAUCGUUGGUGGCGUUAUUGGAGGACUACUUGUCUUGAUUGCUGGAAUCGUCCUCGCGUUCCUUCUUCUCAGGAACCACCGCAAGAAAAUAGCCAAAGCCCAAGGCAUUAUUCCACACAGAAUAUACGACGGGAAUCGCAAGCUUCCUUGGAACAAGGGACUUUGGAGCUACAGCAAUCUCACAUCAACGACCGACCUGAAUGCCAGCCAUCUUGGAAACCAGGAAGUUGACGCUCCGGAGACGAUCCUUUUAGCGCCUGGCAGGCCGCAGUAUCCGAACCGCUCUCCGGCAUUUGAUCAAGGUCGAUUUGUGCUCACUGGCACACCUUCUCGUGGAACUUCACCUCCACGAACCAGUCUUUACGAUCCUCACGAGAAUGAUGCACGAUCUAUCAGAAUGUAA